UUAAAACGUAGGUACAAAUUUCUAACUAUGAGAAGAUUGAUAUAAUUUUGCAUUCUUAGGCUAAUUUUUCUUUAUAGGUGAUUUCUAGGAGGUACAGAAAUCUUUGAAGGGCUUUGUACCAUAUUGAAGGAUGGCAGAAGCAGUGUUGAUUGAUUUCUUUGGUUUGAAAUUUAACUCUCAGAAAAAUAGUCAUCAGGCAUUACUGAAGACAUUGAAUGCUGUCCGAUACCACCAUGCUGCCAAGGCCAAGUUUCUUUGCAUAAUGUGUUGCAAUAACAUCAGCUGUGAAAGGAAUGGUGCACAUAAUAACUGUGAAUUAGAAGCAAGCAAUGGAUUAUCAACUCUCCUGAGAGAAUUUGAGACUGUUAGCAAUCCUAGUAUGGCUGCCUCCUUGUAUACUAUUAAGCAGAAAAUUGAUGAAAAAAAUUUGAGCAGCAUUAAGGUAAUUGUACCCAUGCACCGGAAGACAUUACUGAAGGCUUUUAUUGAUCAACUCUUCACCAGUGUUUACAGUUUUGAGUUUGAAGACUUACAGGUGACUUUGAGGGGAGUUCCUCUGAAACAAUCCACUGAAAUAGACAUGAUCACAGCUCAAGAAGUAGAAGCAAUCCAGAAUGAAAUACAAACAUAUUUGAGAAGUCUGCCAGCACUGAAAGGAGAGUUAACCAUUAUCACAUCUCCUUUGAUCUCAGAUAUUUUCUUACAUGGAUUUACUACAAGAACAGGUGGAAUAUCUUACAUCCCAACUCUUAGCUCAUUCAAUCUCUUCAGUAGUUCCAAAAGAAGAGAUCCCAAGGUCGUUGUUCAAGAAAAUCUGCGUAGGUUGGGGAAUGCUGCAGGAUUUAAUGUGGAGAAAUUUUACCGAAUAAAGACUGAUCAUGCCAGUGACGUCUGGAUUAUGGAAAGGAAGGAACCUGAAUCUUAUGAUGGAAUCACCACAAAUCAGAGGGGAGUCACAAUAGCAGCUCUUGCUGCUGACUGUAUACCAAUUGUUUUUGCUGAUCCUGUCAGGAAAGCAUGUGGUGUUGCUCACUCUGGUUGGAGGGGUACUUUGUUAGGUAUUGCUAUGGCUACAGUGAAUGCUAUGAUCACAGAAUAUGGCUGUAGUUUGGAAGACAUUAUUGUUGUACUAGGACCUUCAGUAGGACCUUGCUGUUUUACUCUGCCAAGGGAAUCAGCAAAGGGAUUUCAUAAUCUUGAUCCUGAAUGUGUACGGUUAUUUGAUUCACCAAAUCCCUGUGUUGACAUUCGUAAAGCCACCAGGAUUCUUCUAGAACGGGGAGGAAUUCUACCACAGAAUAUCCAGGACCUGAACCAAGAUCUUAACCUCUGUACAUCCUGCCAUCCUGACAAGUUUUUCUCCCAUGUCCGAGAUGGCCUUAAUUUUGGUACACAGAUUGGCUUCAUAUCAAUUAGAGAAUGAGAUACUUGACUGGAUUUUUAUACAACUAUUUCUUGUCUCCUUCUAAACUGACUACAAGAGAG
This is a messenger RNA of Neomonachus schauinslandi (Hawaiian monk seal), 1485 nucleotides long. It is a transcript of the gene LACC1, whose product is annotated as laccase domain containing 1. Bases 131 to 1423 code for a protein of 430 amino acids. Gene Ontology annotation, molecular function: copper ion binding. The record is from RefSeq and is a predicted model, not a curated record. The transcript is spliced from 6 exons. NCBI's taxonomy places the organism in Eukaryota, Metazoa, Chordata, Mammalia, Carnivora, Phocidae.